UAGAAUACCUUAUUUUUUGUAUAAUUACAUUAAAAAAAUUAUAGCCCUAAUGUUUGUACUUUCUUUUUCUAGCUAAAGUAAUUUUUGUGUAUUUUUUUUAAGUAUGUUUCCGUCAAAAACCAACUUAUUUCAUUACAUAAAAAAGUUUGUAUUGUGACUUGUUUUUGGGACAUGUAUAGUUCAAAAUAAUUUCAAGCCACGCACUAGGUUACUAAUCUGUCAAUUUUCUAUAAAAUAAAUAUAUAUUUUUUUAACUUGAAGGUCAAUACUUCAUGAGAGUUUGUGUAAAUUUAAGAAAAAAAAAAUAGGUGAUUAUUUCUUCAUUCACUUCGUUCGCUCGUGAAAUAAAAUCUUCAAAUUACAUAAACGAAACGAAUGAUUUUAAUUUGUUCAAAAACGCGUUGAGUAUUUAAAAAAAAAAGAUUUCACAAACAUUUGAAUAUCAAAUAUUCGUAUCUUAUCUCGCGGGAAAGGAAGUUUGGGUUUUACAUUAAAAGGAGUGUCUGAAUUAACACAUCACAUGUAAUAAAAUUUAUUAAAAUGUGGUUCGAUUUGGGACGAAGUGAGGGGUUUCCAACCCAGUACCCCCCUAAACCAACCCCCGUCACCGUCGACGUCCUAGAAUCCGGUUUUAUUGCCGCUUUUAUCAUUCUCUUACUUUCUUUCCUCAUCGUUUUACCAACGUUUGAUUUAAAAAAGACUUUGGCCCGAUUGGUUCGAGUAACACUCCUUCUAACAAUCGGUGUCUGCCUCCUCCUUGGAAAUUUCGGCCAGGAAUGGGAAGUGGGGCACAUCAGGACUAGAACCCCCUACAAAGCCGGCUCCUCGGCCGAAAUCAACGCCUCCAUUGGCGUCAAAAUCGGUCUCAGGAGCGUCAACGUGACCCUAAAAUCCGAUCAAGUGCCCCCCACCCUCGCAAACGAGAUAAUCAACUACAAUGAGAGGUUUUCGUGGACUUGGGACCAAGGCCGGUUUGGGUAUGGCCCCUACGCGGGACACCUGCAACAGGAGUUCCGCGCGGCGCAAUACAGGGGGCUCCCAACCCCGAUUUUGUGGGUCGUGGAUUAUUUUGUAAUAGAUGGGGAGGGCUUCCGCUUUGGGAGAUUCUACAGGACGGCGGGGUGGUACUCCCAUGUGGCUCUAUGGUGUGCUUUUGCCUGCUGGUUGCUGUCUUUGUUGUUAUUCAGAUCGGUUAUUUUGUAUGGGGGCUACUGUUUAGCGGCUUGUGGGGCUCUCCAACUCACGGCGAAUUUAAUUUGGUUACUUGUGAGAAACCCCAUUCCUUUGGUGAUUCCCUUUGAGGAUGCGACGAUUACGACCAAGUUUGGGGCUAGUUAUUGGGUGACUUUUAGUUCAGGGAUUUUGUGUUUAGUGAUUGCAACAAUUGUUACUUUAGUUGAUAUAAAAUACCACACCCAUCUUUAUACUUUCUUUGGAGUUGAUCCACUUAACAGUUACGACGAAAUUGCAUAUAUAACCAAAAAUGAAGAAAUGCAAUUAAGAACAAAGAAACUAUCAAGUGACAUGCCUCUUGUCUCCAUGCGUUCCUCUAGAGACGAAGACGACGUCGAAUACGUUCCUGUCCUUAAGCGCAACACGCGAGUCUUUGGCCCCCCUGUUGUUAGAAGUAACAAACCCAAACAUCUUAUUUGAACGUUUUUUCAUUAAACAAUUCGUAACAAAUUAAAUAUUCACAUUUUUAAAC
Molecule: messenger RNA, 1705 nt
Organism: Tribolium madens (black flour beetle)
Lineage: Eukaryota; Metazoa; Arthropoda; Insecta; Coleoptera; Tenebrionidae
Product: dual oxidase maturation factor 1-like
Exons: 5
Coding region: 541-1653 (370 amino acids)
Biological process (GO): protein transport
Cellular component (GO): endoplasmic reticulum membrane
Source: RefSeq, a predicted model, not a curated record